GGUUUGUGUCGGGUUGGUCCGGUUUCACCGGUUUGGUGCGGAAGCGGAAUCGUCCGUGGUGGCAUUAGCGUUGUUUCUCUUCGCCAUUACGGAAGUGAUAUUGGGUUGAUAACUGAUGAAGAAGAAAUCAUAACAAGUUCAGAACUGCUCCCUCGUUUUCUUACUCAGAAAUCUUAAAUUCUAGCUCACCACUCUACUCUCUACUGAUCUAAAACAGGAACCCGAAAAAUCAGAAAUCCAAAAUGGCCGACAACGAAGAACUCCAAGAGGAGCCAUGGGAGGAACGAACCCUCAAUCUCCUCCACGACUCCAAUAUCGACCAAGAGCUUUCUGCGACGAAAUCCCGCAAAAGGGGACGAAAGAAACACAGUAUGAAAUGGAUGAAAACCCCAAUGGCCAUCCCUGAAGUCAUUGUGGAGCUUCAAGAGCAAGAACUUCGAGAGACCGCUCUUAGAUGCCUCAGUUCAUUCCUCGUAGAGAAAAGGGAAGAAGAUCCAGAAAACUACAGCAGAACCGGAUACUUCUUGUACAACUCUUGUGGCACAGUGGCCAUAUUGUUGCAGGAGGUGAUCAUGUUCUAUGGAAAGAUGAUGGAUGGUAGUCUCAAUGUUAGAUCUGCCAAGCGGCUUGCUAAUGUUCUUACCCUACUUCAGAGUAUUGCUGCUAAUCCUGAAACAAGGCAGAACUUUGUAAAUUCUUGUUUUCCCAACUACCUAAUUCUUUUAGUACUCUUUGAGACCCAAUUGGAGGUAUAUGAGAUUGUCCGAGCGAUGGCACUGUCUGUUGUUGGCAUCUUAUGCCAGGCUAGAGAACCGAAGAUCAUUCAGUGGGCAAUCAAAAAUGAUAUGGUGGAAGUAUGUCGGGUUUCAAUACAGAUUGGGAAUGAAUUAUCCAAAGUGAUUGCAAUGCACAUUCUUGAAGCCAUACUACAAGAUUGGUCAGGCAUAUCUUACAUUUGUAGUCCAACCCGUGAUAAACUUCUUAAAGGAUUAAUGGAAACGUUGGCACGUCUGGUUGCUUAUUUGGCUGAGGAUCAAGAUUUUUCUCCACGACUUCUUUUUCACAUUCUGAGAUGCUCUUUUCUUCUCUGUCGGCAUAGGAGGGGAUAUAACAUUGUGAUGGACAACCUUCCAGUUCAGAUCAUGGAUGUUUCAUUCCAGGACUUGUUGGAAUUCCCUGUCAUUCAAUGUUUGCUUGACCAACUUUCCCUGGCCGUCGGCAAAAUUGAGAAAUGCUUCCCGAUUUCUUCGCUACAUAACUUUCUAGAAUGGAAGCAUGCAGAGCCUUUAUGUCAUUGAAGAGAUGGCUUUCACCAUCAUCCCACUUGGAGUGGUGUUACCAGUCCAAGGAGAGUGGAAAUUGGAAAUGCAACUCUGCAAGACACACUAGCUUUUGUUUUUUUAGUACUUUGUAGAUAAUCAAGCAAUUUGGAGUCGGACUACUGUUUUUUGGUUUACCAAUUUGGAGUCUGUAUUUGAUGAUUUUCUGCAAUCUUGUAAAAUGCACCUGUUCUCACACCUUGUACUCUGUAGAUAAUCGAGCAAUUUUGUUUUCUUC
Molecule: messenger RNA, 1557 nt
Organism: Macadamia integrifolia
Lineage: Eukaryota; Viridiplantae; Streptophyta; Magnoliopsida; Proteales; Proteaceae
Product: CCR4-NOT transcription complex subunit 9-like
Exons: 11
Coding region: 243-1298 (351 amino acids)
Biological process (GO): negative regulation of translation; mRNA catabolic process
Cellular component (GO): CCR4-NOT complex; CCR4-NOT core complex; P-body
Source: RefSeq, a predicted model, not a curated record